Fusarium odoratissimum NRRL 54006 is the source of this 919-nucleotide messenger RNA. RefSeq lists its product as uncharacterized. Bases 108 to 815 code for a protein of 235 amino acids. The transcript has a single exon. Lineage: Eukaryota; Fungi; Ascomycota; Sordariomycetes; Hypocreales; Nectriaceae. The record is from RefSeq and is a predicted model, not a curated record.
GAACAGAGAAGAAAAGAAGAGAGGGAGAAUAGAGUAUUCAUUCGUUAAUCGCAGUCACUCGUUGAGACUUAACUACCCGAUAAUUUAAUUCUAUACACUCAUUAAUCAUGGCCGCCAAGUUCCUCACCGCGGCUCUUAUCGCCGCUGUCCCAGCCCUGGCCAGGACCGAUCUUGCAGGAUGCACCAGCUACGACACGGUUCUCAGCAACGCCAAUGGAAUGUACGCGUCUCGAAUUUGGUACGUCCCUGACACGGGCGAGCUGUGCGACUUUCUCGACUGCGGCGGUGGCCGAGCUCCCCCUAAGACAACUGUUCCCGGAUGCCCUGGCUACGUCGGCACCGCGACUUAUUCUCCUCUCUUCAUCAACCCCAAGACUCUCGGCGGUGCUGUUCCUGAAGAGACUGGUGAUUCUCCCACGAGCACUGAGGAGGAUGUGAUCGAGUCUGCUACUAUUACUGCGGCGCCUACUACCGAGACUGAGGAGAGUGCUAUAACCACUGAGGCCGAGACCGAGACUGAGACUGAGACUAAGAGCAAGGAUGCUGAGAAGACUUCUACCGAUAAGGCCAAUGACACAAAGACCAUCACCACUCUUGCCACUCAUGCAACCCCCUCUGCUUCUUCCGGAGCCGGAGCCGUGGCCGGUUCCGCCUCCGGAUCCGAUUCUCACUCCGCUUCGCACUCUGGCUCCAGCUCCGAGACCGACGCCGCUGCUACCCCGGCCUCUACCGUUUCCACCGCCGGUGCCGUCAUGCCCACAGCCGGAGCCUUCCUCGCUCUCGCCGGCGCCGUCAUGUACGCCGGAAUGCUUUAGAUAUGAUAGACUUGGUCUUGUAGAAAAUAUAGUCCAUCUCGGAUAUGCUUGCCUAUUUAUACAUCCUCCCUCGGCCGCCUUUACCCAUCUAUAACCUAUUCCGC